CCCCCGCUCCCGCCCCUCCCCCCGCUCCCCUUUCCGCGCCCGCCCCGGCGCUCGGGUCACAGGAGCCUCCCGUGCAGCAUGGCGGAACCCGAGCUGCAGCUGGUGGCGCGGCGGAUCCGCAGCUUCCCCGACUUCCCCUCCCCGGGCGUGCUGUUCCGGGACAUCUCGCCUCUGCUGAAGGACCCCGCCGCCUUCCGCGCCUCGAUCAGCCUUCUGGCGCGACACCUGCGGGACGCGCACGGCGGCCACGUGGACUUCGUCGCAGGCUUAGACUCCCGAGGCUUCCUGUUUGGACCCUGCCUGGCCCAAGAGCUGGGCGUAGGCUUUGUGCUCAUCCGAAAGCGGGGGAAGCUGCCAGGCCCCACCGUGUGGACCUCUUGUUCGCUGGAGUACGGAACGGCUGAGCUGGAAAUCCAAAGUGAUGCCCUGGAGCCGGGGCAGAAGGUGAUCGUUGUGGAUGAUCUGCUGGCCACUGGCGGGACCAUGCAGGCAGCCUGCCAGUUGCUAGGCCGGCUGCAGGCUGAGGUGGUAGAGUGUGUGACCCUGGUGGAGCUGACGUCGCUGCGAGGAAGGGAGAAGCUAGGGCCAGUGCCCUUCUUCUCUCUCCUACAGUAUGAUUGACCAUGUGACCCCCUCAGCUGGGAGAGGAAAGUGUCAGCCUGGGGCAACUUAAGUGACCUUUCUGCCAGAGGCCACUGGCUGCCCACCCAAAGCUUACUUAUAUCUUUGGCCUGGGGCCCUUCUGGAAGUGCUAAAGCCUGGAGCAUGGCUGUAUGGGCGUGAUGGAGAGCCUGUUCUCAGGUUCCUAGACAAGGAGGACCAUGCCCUGGAACCUCCAGAAGGACCCACCUAGUGGCUAAAGUGCAACUUCAUCAUCUUAAAGAGUUGCAGAGAGCAAAGUACUAGAGUUCAGAAGGAGCAGUGGUUCUCAACCUUUCUAAUGCCACAAUGCAUUUUCAUUGUUACAAAGGGGUUGCAACCCACAGGUUGAGAACUGCUGUUCUGGAGGCUCCAGGGCAUGGCCAUCCUUUUCUUCUAGCUUCCAGGGACAACCUGCCUUCCCUGGCAAGGUGGCCUGGGGCAGCACCUCAUCGCCUAUUGGGUCCAAUUACAAACCCGGCAAAAGAACAAGAGUAAACAUCUCUGAUGUA
Molecule: messenger RNA, 1151 nt
Organism: Nycticebus coucang (slow loris)
Lineage: Eukaryota; Metazoa; Chordata; Mammalia; Primates; Lorisidae
Gene: APRT
Product: adenine phosphoribosyltransferase
Exons: 5
Coding region: 79-621 (180 amino acids)
Biological process (GO): adenine salvage; AMP salvage
Cellular component (GO): cytoplasm
Molecular function (GO): adenine phosphoribosyltransferase activity; AMP binding; adenine binding
Source: RefSeq, a predicted model, not a curated record